Messenger RNA from Erpetoichthys calabaricus (reedfish), 1343 nucleotides. It is a transcript of the gene pnck, whose product is annotated as pregnancy up-regulated nonubiquitous CaM kinase. Gene Ontology annotation, molecular function: ATP binding; calmodulin binding; calcium/calmodulin-dependent protein kinase activity. The record is from RefSeq and is a predicted model, not a curated record. Lineage: Eukaryota; Metazoa; Chordata; Cladistia; Polypteriformes; Polypteridae. The transcript has 12 exons. Gene Ontology annotation, biological process: peptidyl-serine phosphorylation. Gene Ontology annotation, cellular component: intracellular anatomical structure. The coding region runs from base 206 to 1228 and encodes 340 amino acids.
GUGGGCGAACAAGGUCCUUCCAGUAUGGUGUGCUGUGUUCAUUAAAAAAUGGAGAGAGAGAGAGAGAGAGAGAGUUUGAGCUCAGGAGGGGAGGGACCUCAAGGAGAACUGAGAGACAGAGGCACACAGCCUGCCAGCCUGAGUCUCAACAGAAGCUGCAGCCGCUGAAGGAGCGACACUCUCCCUACAGGUCAGCACCUCCUGGAUGAAGAUGCCACAGGUUAAAGACAACAAGAAGAUGGCAGAGGACAUUUCCAAUGCGUAUGAGAUAAAGGAGAAGCUGGGCGAGGGAUCUUUUUCUGAAGUGUUUCUGGCCCAGGAGAGGCACUCUCAGAGGUCAGUGGCUGUGAAGUGCAUCAACAAAAACGUGCUGAAGGGCAAGGAAGCUAUGCUGGAGAAUGAAAUUGCAGUCCUACGCAAAAUUAAACACAAGAAUAUUGUUGCCCUAGAAGACAUCUAUGAGACCCCAUCUCAGCUGUAUCUGGUCAUGACAUUGGUGACAGGCGGAGAGCUGCUGGACAGAAUCCUUGAGAAAGGUGUUUACACGGAGAAGGAUGCUAGUCAAGUGAUUCAUCAAGUGCUGGAUGCCGUGAACUACCUGCAUGAACUUGGCAUUGUACACAGAGAUCUCAAGCCUGAAAACCUGCUCUAUGAUACACCCUUUGAGGAUGCCAAAAUUGUCAUUGGAGAUUUUGGUCUUUCGAAAAUGCUGGAUCAGGGUGUGCUGUCAACAGCUUGUGGAACACCUGCCUAUGUUGCUCCGGAGUUGCUGGAACAGAUGACUUAUGGAAAUGAAGUGGACUGCUGGGCUGUGGGGGUCAUCUCCUAUAUUCUGCUCUGUGGCUAUCCCCCCUUCUAUGAUGAAAAUGACACAAAAUUGUACAAGCAAAUUGUGAAAGUAGAAUACGAGUUUGACUCCCCAUAUUGGGAUGAUAUUUCUGAAUCAGCCAAAGAUUUUAUCAGGCACUUACUGCAGAAGGAUCCUGCCAUGCGUUACACCUGCCAGCAGGCUCUCCAACAUCCAUGGAUAUCGGGGGGCACUGCCCUAGAGAAGAAUAUCCAUGAGUCUGUGAGUGUGCAGAUUCAGAAAAAUUUUGCCAAGAACCAGUGGAAGCGUGCCUUUAAUGCUACUGUAAUUGUGCGUCACCUGAGCAAGAAGACACAAUCGAACUCAGAUGCAAGCGAGGAGCUAUCUACAGACGGAGCUGAAGCAAUGAAGAGUUGUUAACAAGUCAUCUGGGAGUCCUGGUUGUUUGUGAUGAUCAUGCGACCACAGGUCAUCCAUAUUCUUUUAUUUCCCCUUAUCUGCACUGCAACAUACCAGGAGAAGUGUCCUCAUUUUU